This is a messenger RNA of Notodromas monacha, 1177 nucleotides long. NCBI's taxonomy places the organism in Eukaryota, Metazoa, Arthropoda, Ostracoda, Podocopida, Cyprididae. The record is from the annotation of a GenBank genome assembly.
UUCUAUUUCGCUCUUUUACAGGGACACAGUGUGUCUUUCUAAAAGAAAUAUUCAGCAAACAAAACAAAAAAAAGAGAAAAGGGAAUCCAACAAGACUUUGAUUUUUUGAUCCAACAUUAGAAAGGAGAAAAUAAUUAAUAAGUCAACGGAAGGAAAUAAAAUAAGGGCGAAAACGAAAAAUGUCUCAGACUAAGGCGGGAAUAUGGAGCCAGGGGCUGAUGUGGCUGUUGGUUGCGGUGUUGGGGAUGGCGGCGUCCCGGGCCAACUUCGGGGCCGCCGCCGCCGCCGCAGCGGCGCCACCUCGUGACGGCGGCUGGCCAGAAGCUCGUCGCGCCUUCUUGGAAUACCUGGGCCAGGGCGGGGAUCCCUGGGAGAUCCCUGAGGCCCCGAGGAUCGUGCUCAUCUCUGAGCUGGGUGCUGAAGGCGGUGGUGUUGGCGGCACUAGUGGCGGCAUCGGCGGCGGCGGCGGUGUUGGUCAGUUGCCUGCAGGCGAAGACGACGAGUCCCUGCUGAUGAACAAACCUGAUGAUGACCUCGCCCAGAGCAAGAGGAAGCGCGAAUCUGACGCAGGCCCUUCCCUGUCCGUCGUCAACCAUCUGGACGUGCUCCGCCAAAAACUCCUGCUCGAAAUGGCACGACGCCGCAUGCAAAAGUCCCAGUCACAAAUCAUCGCCAACCAGAAUCUCCUUCGUCAGAUCGGGAAGCGCUCGGUGGAUGAGCCCCAAGAACGCCGCCAUCUUUGAUCAGCCAUCCCCUUCGUCGCCAUCUUCUUCUUUUCCGCUUCUCCUCCUCUAUUGUCACACCUGUGAAAUGCCGCGUCGGUGGGCUUUUGUCUCGCAGGAUUUUUCCCCGGCACCCUCGAUUUCUGUAGAUCCGGGUUUUUCUCAUUGAUGUGGAAGAAAUUCCGCGUUCAAAAUUAAAAAAAAAAAGAAGGUUCGUUGACACAGGAAAAAAAAAACCGAAGCUUAACUUUUUAAAAUCUGCACUUAUUCAGAAAGCGAAAAAUCUUGAAUCCCCACCCCUUCUUUUUUUUUUUUUUCCUGCUGCUGCUGUUGUGUGCUGGGAAGAAAAGAGCGCAAGAAGAGCAAGAACAAAGAGCCGGACGUGAGAAUUAAAAUGCAAAUGUCGCCUCAUCUCAUGAUGAUGAUGACGAUGACGUCGUCUCCGUGCCCCGGAU